AUGAAUCGCCAGCAACCGCGCCAACUGGGCAUCGUCAGCAUUGAGAAGAAGAUCCAGGCACAGCAUGAACAGACAGAUCGCAAUAUCAGCAGUGGAUUCCAGGACCUGCGGAACCUGAUCAACCUCUGUCAGGACAUGGUGGGCAUUUCGAAGAACAUCAAAGAGAAAUUAAAAGAGAAGGGCACUGAAAUAUCUUCAGACGAAGCGGUGCUCUUCAAGUCGUACCUCUUAAGUUUGGGCGUCAAUGAGGACUUUGACGAGGACCCGGUGAAGCGAAGCAAGUACAACAGUGAUAACAAGUACUACAAUGACUUGGGAAAGCAGAUACACAAGCUCAUCAAACCGCUUGCAAAAGACAGAGGCGGACAAAUUGCCCUCCCCGAGGUUUACUGUGCAAUUAAUCGGGCUCGCGGUUUUGAGCUAAUUUCUCCGGACGAUCUCUUAAACGCAUGUUCCACGCUAGAAAAGCAAAACCUUGGCCUGAAGGUGGUCAAGUACAGCAGCGGCUUAGUAGUCCUGCAAUGUGAUGAUUUCGAUCAAAACACCAUCAACAAUCAAAUUUUGGACCUGUUCAACGAAGUGGAGUCAACGUCAGCGCAAGAGUUGGCGGUCAAAAUUGGCGUCUCGGUGGCGCUUGCACGGCAGAGACUUCUCGAUUCGGAGAACUUUGGCCUCAUCUGCCGCGAUGCCAGUGUUCAAGGACUGCGCUUUUAUCCAAAUAAAUUUCUCGAAUAG
Messenger RNA from Rhagoletis zephyria (snowberry fruit fly), 735 nucleotides. The record is from RefSeq and is a predicted model, not a curated record. NCBI's taxonomy places the organism in Eukaryota, Metazoa, Arthropoda, Insecta, Diptera, Tephritidae.